GUGAAUUAGAGGCCAUGUGCUUCUCUUCCUCUUUCACUCUGUUUGCAGUCAGGCUGACGCACUGUCAGAGAAAGGAGGAAUCAUCUGUUCAGACAAGCCGCUGCUUCAGAAGCCAAGAUGUUCCUGUACUGCUGGCUGGCUUUUGUGGCUUUUAUACCUGCAACAAUGGCCACCAAUCCAGGAGUAGAGGUCAAGCUAACGGAGAAAGGCCUUGAAUAUGGUAGACAACUGGGCAUCGCUGCCUUGCAGCAGAAACUCAAAUCUAUCAAAGUCCCAGAUAUUUCAGGGACAGAGAGCGUGGCUCCCAUCGGCAAGGUCCAGUACAGCUUGUCAAAUAUGCAGAUAGUGAAUGUGGGAUUAUCGCAGUCUUCAACGGGUCUGGUUCCAGGUACUGGAGUCCGAUUGACUAUUAGCAACGCUUUCAUUAGCCUGCAUGGAAACUGGAGAGUCAAGUACUUACGAAUAAUAAAAGACAGCGGCUCCUUUGAUUUGAAUGUCAAUGCACUUACAAUCGAUACAAGUAUGGGCAUCAAAAGCGAUGAGACCGGCCGUCCAACGGUCAGCAGCGUUAACUGUGCAGCCACAGUUGGCAGCGCGAGCAUCGAGUUCCAUGGUGGAGCCAGCUGGCUGUACAACCUCUUCAGCAAGUUCAUAGAUAAGGCUUUACGCAAUGCCCUGCAGAAACAGAUCUGCCCUCUGGUCGCUGAAGCAAUAUCCGAUUUAAACCCUCAGCUGAAAACUCUCAAUGUUGUUGCCAAAGUGGACCAGUAUGCUGAGAUUGAAUACUCCAUGGUAGCAUCACCAACAGUUUCACAAUCUUCAAUAGAUUUUAGUUUAAAGGGCGAAUUCUACAACAUUGGGAAGCAUCAGGAGCCCCCGUUUUCUCCCACUCCCUUUUCCCUGCCACCCCAGACCAACAACAUGCUGUACAUCGGCGUGUCUGAAUUUACCGCCAACUCUGCAGCCUUCGUCUACAACAAAGCUGGAGCUCUUAGCUUGUACAUCACAGAUGACAUGAUCCCAAAAGGCUCUCCCUUCCGACUCAACACAAGAACAUUUGGAGUCUUUAUUCCACAGAUUGCCAAGCAGUUCCCAGGUCUGAUGAUGAAACUGCUGGUUAAGACAGUGAAAGACCCCAUCAUCACUUUUGACCCCAGUAAUGCGACAGUUCAGGCCACUGCCACAGUGACUGCCUACGCUAUCCAACCCAACAGCACACUUUCCCCUCUUUUUGUCCUAAACUUGGAAAGCAGUGUCAGUGCCCAUCUGUUUGUCAGCAGCAUGAGGCUCGCUGGCUCCAUCACCCUCAACAAAAUGAAUCUGACACUGGGCACAAGUUAUGUGGGCCAGUUUCAGGUCGGCUCACUUGACAACAUUUUCCAGAUGGUCCUGAAAGUGGUAGUGAUACCCAAACUGAAUGCUCAACUCUCUAAGGGGUAUCCACUUCCCACAAUUGGAAAGAUGAAGCUUGUGAGCACCGAGCUUCAAGUCUUGAAGGACUACAUGCUGAUUGGGACCGAUGUUCAGUUCACAGGAUCGAUGCUCAGCCAGAACUCCUGAAGUAACCACACCAGAACCAAGAAGGAACAUUUAAAGGAAUAAAUUAACAAGAAAAGUUUGAUUUCGGAGCUCAGAUUUCCAUUGUUCUCUUUUUCUUAUUAAGCACAUGAAUACUGAUGAGACCGUCCUGUCUGAUCUGCAGACGCUGGGCAGGUCCAGCGUGCUCGGUCCACAGCAGAUCACAGCACUUUCUGCUGCUGACUCCGGCUAAAUUCCCCCUCCAAGAGUUUGUGGAGCGAUUCUCCAAAUGUGCUGAUCUGACAUUUUUCCUCCAGCCUGACAAUCCCAUAAAAAAGCCCCGACAUCAAUCAAACAGCACUGCUUCAGAAGAAAACACUGCUGAGAAACGACUUCCAUUUACAUCAAAAACAGGAUUCUAAUAACUUACACACAGACACACACAGUUCGUCUUGAAAAAAAUAAAGUGAAAGAACAUUUUUAUGUUCAUUCAGUUGUGUCAGAUGAAUUCCCAAAAACACUGCCUUUCUGUUUUCAACGUCAGACGAGAGUAAAGAAGCUUUCUGCUGCACUAAAACAAAUCUGUCAUGUGUUGUCGGUUGUGUCCAUCCUUGACCAAACAUGGAUGCCACGUGUCCAUCAGUCUGGUCCGCAGCAUCACGGUGUUCCUCUCAGGACGGCCCGACCCUUCAGGCUCUGCGAGCUGGCCGACAAAACCUAAACCAGAGGACAUGGACCAUGACUGACGGAGCAUCGCAGAACAACAUGACGUCUUAAUGAUCCUCUCUGUCACUGCUGAAAUAAUCAACUCUUCUUUCUUUUUCGAGUUAUUGCUUUUAAUUUGCAUAUUAAUAAUUCAAUUUCUUUUUAAUUUCAUGGUUAAAUUUCACAAUUCUUUCUAUUAAAGUCAGAAUAAAUGAAGAGAUUUUUAUGUUAUACUGUAUAUGUUGGACAGCAGCAGCUUUAAAUAAAUUACAAGGAUGAGAAGUG
Molecule: messenger RNA, 2508 nt
Organism: Melanotaenia boesemani (Boeseman's rainbowfish)
Lineage: Eukaryota; Metazoa; Chordata; Actinopteri; Atheriniformes; Melanotaeniidae
Product: bactericidal permeability-increasing protein-like
Exons: 16
Coding region: 118-1560 (480 amino acids)
Molecular function (GO): lipid binding
Source: RefSeq, a predicted model, not a curated record